Messenger RNA from Epinephelus fuscoguttatus (brown-marbled grouper), 5883 nucleotides. RefSeq lists its product as uncharacterized. The transcript has 16 exons. Bases 633 to 4619 code for a protein of 1328 amino acids. Lineage: Eukaryota; Metazoa; Chordata; Actinopteri; Perciformes; Serranidae. The record is from RefSeq and is a predicted model, not a curated record.
CCUCUGCUGCAUUACCAGCCGUGGUGACCAGGAGGAGAGGAGUGAGGCAUGCAGCAGCCACUCAGUCAUUUAGUCAAUUGUUUUCUCUCUAGCUCAUUGUACCACUCCAUGAGUUUGUUCUGUGAGACGCGAUUCUUCAUGAAAAGCAUUUUUCUUAUUUUUUAAAUACAUUCCUGAUUCAUUUGAAAAGGACAUUCUUGUUUUUCAAACUUUCUUCCCAUAAUUCAGUGCUUCCUGUGUGAUAUUCUGAUCCUGUUAUAAUCCUUUGGCUGCCGUUGUAUGUGAGUACUGGAGUGGUUAGGAUUGGCUUGCUGUUGUGGCUCUGCUGCCAAAGUUUGGAGAAGGGAGCUCUGUACGAAAUUUGACUGUAGUGGAGCUCAAAGGGGGGAGGAACCUCGGAGGAUGGUUUGACCUGGAAGAGGGAGCGAUCUUCUCUUGUGGAGUGGCAUCUUCUCUGCUGCAAAGAUCGAAGUCGUCGGUUUUCAGGAAGAAAAGGAAGUCUGAUGUGGGACAACUGCACAGGGCGUUGGAUGAUUUAACUUGGACAAACCAGGAAAAAACAUUUAUUCUGCAAACAGGGAGAAAGUGUUUAAUUUUAGGAAAGAAUCUUUGCCUCGCUUCAGUUGUUCAUCAUGGCUGGGAUGUAUGGAUGCUUCAAGAGCAGGAACAGUGACAGUGGUGCCAUGGCAUCAGGACCUCCAGAUGUGAUGGCCAAUCAGGAGCCUGCUGAGGCCGUGGAAGAGUGCUCAGGAAAGAAAAAGUCCAAGUUCCAGACGUUUAAGAAAUUCUUUGCCAGGAAGAAGAGAAAGGAGCCGCCAGCCGCAGGAGCAGACGCAGGACUCAAAGCCAGCCAAUCGAGCGACAAUGUCAGCAAAACAUCCGAAAAUAACACACUCACUCGAUCAGAGAAGGAUAAGGGCUCUGGGUCAAAGAUUAGCCUGGGCAGCAAGGCCUUGUCGCAUGACUCUGUCUUUGUUUCGGACUCAUCAGAGGCCAACGAGGCUCUGGGGGCAUCUCAGGACAGCAUUCAUGGGAAAGUGAAAUCACUACAGCUCCAGCUGAAGCAGGCCAUCAGACUGGGCUCUCCUCCGUCCCUCAUGUGUGUGAAGAGAACGGACGAUGCUGGGACCAUGUCUGAGGAUGACGGCCUGCCCUGUAGUCCUCCUGAAUACACAACACUUCACACAGCCAUGAGUCAGCCUCAGCGAAACAGCUCCAUCAGUCUGGAGGGAAUAGACAGUGACGACGACCAGCUGUCCUGUGCUGCCUCCAGCAGAGCGGUGAGCCCCCUGGUGGUCCCAGGAGACUUCAGUCAGCCGGCCAGUCCCUUCGGCUGCCUGGAUAACUCUGCUGCCAAACACAAGCUGGGCCUGAGACACAAAGCCUGCAACAGGAGGAAGCCUAUCAGUAAACUGGAGAUUAAAACAGAGAGAGACUCUGUGGUGGAGGACACACUGGACACCGCCAUAACAGAAGCUUCAGAGGAGCGAGAACAACAGAAGUCAACAGAAGUUGAAAGUGUUGAUGAGCUGAAACCAAAGCUGGACAGGAAGGAAGAAGAAGAGGAGGAAGAGGAGCAGCCACAGCUUUCCAGACACUCUCUGUUGAGAGACGAGGAAGAGAGGGAGGAGGCAGAGGAAGGGUUGGAAGCCGAACAGGAUGUUUCACACGGCUUGGACUCUUCCUCACCUCCUGAGCUGCGUCUCUCAGAGGAGGAGGUCCCAGACGCCCAGACGCUGCCCUCCUCCAAGCUCAGCUCGAGAACCUCCUCUCUGGACAGUCCCGGAGCCACACCAGAGCCCCCUGCUGGUCCGAGAGAGUACCUGCUGGACCCUCCAGGCAUUGCCUAUGGAACAGAUGAGAAGGGUGUUGAAAGUGACUUGGCGCUGAGCGAGGAAGAAGAUGGAGUCCAGGAAAACAGGGAGGAGGAGAGCUCGUUCUUACAGGAGGUGCUGAGCUCCUUGAAGACUCCCCUCGCGUCCUGCUCGCUGGGCAUGGAGACUGAGGGUGCUGUCCUGCAGAUAGAGGAGGUGAAGGAAGAGGAAAGAGAAGAUGUCGAGAUAGAGGAAGGAGAGGAGGUGAAAGAAGAGGAGGUGGAGGUGGAAGAGCCUGUCAGUUAUCAGGCUGUUCCCACUGGCUCCCUCCUGUCAGAUCACACCACAGAGGAAGAGGUCACUACUCUCAGCGCUCCUUCCUGUCAAGAUGUUGAAGAAGAGGAGAAAGUUGAAUAUAAGGGAGAUGAAGCAGCAGAGGAGGAGGAAGAGGAACCUGUGGUGGAACAAGUCAGUCAACAUGGUCAAGAAGAGGAAAAUGAGAAAGAAGAGGCAGAGGAAGUCACCACUGAGGAACAAAACAACAUGCUUACAGGAAACACUGUCAACCUGAUAGAGGAAGAGAGAAGAGAAGAAGAAGAGAGUGAAGGAGAGGAGGAGGCAAUAGAGCUGGAGAAAGAGCCAGAGGUGGAGGAGGAGGGACGGGAGAAGAGGGAAGAGGAAGAUGAAGAGGUGGAGAUGAAGGAAGCAAAGGAGAGAGUAGAGGAGGCAGAGGAAGCGACAGAAGAAGAGAGGGACAACGCAGAAGAGAUGACUGAGACGUUUCCUGAUGCAGCAGUUGAAGAAGUGGCCAUGUCGCUGCAGGUGGAAGAUGAGGGUGUAGAUGCUGUGGUUGGAGACAACACUGUGAGCAUCGAGCAACACUUAAAGGAUGAUGAAGAGCUGGGUGAUCAGGUAUUUGCCAUAGUGCAUGACAGUCAAGAAGCUUUCAGUCAAAGCUCUGAAGAGGAGAGGGAAGAUGGAGAAGAGAGGAAGGUUGAGGAAGGUGUACAGAUUGACCUCACAGAAAAAUCCGAGCAAGAGGAGGACAGUGAAGUGAACCAACCUGAUGUAGAUCAAACUGAACCAGAUCUGCAGCAGGAAAUUGUAGAGGCAUCCCAUUUAGACGUGAUGCCAGUGGAAGAAGAUCAAACAGAGGCCACAGAACAAGCUACUGUGUCCUCCAAGCCUUCGUCUUUGUCUCUUCCAGAGUCACAUCAUGAGACUCAGCCGCAAGAGAGUGGAACCAGCAGUCCCAGUAAAACCAGCACUGCCACUCUCCACAUAAAUCUGCUCUCUCCAAACUCAGAGAAAGCUGCAUCUUUCUUUCCACAGUCUCCAACUGCCUCAUGCCCCAAAGAAAGUGAGACACCUUAUCAUGCUGUAGCAGCCACAGAGCAAAGCAGCGCGUCCACAGAAGAAGAAGCAGCAGCAGUGGAAACAGUGGAAGAAGAAAACCAGUCAGCCCCAGAGAGGGAAGCUACACCUCCUCCCUCUGUGGAGGAAGAGGUCAGCCAGCUGUCCAGUGGCUCAGAUAAGAGCAAAGCCCGCUUCACCAUUGCCCCCGCCUGGCAGAGGUCACUCUCUAUCGAGGAUGCAGAUGAGAGCUCGGCACCUCCCUCCUCCCCACCUGCCUGCAUCACAGGGCCUGUAGGUGUGGAGGUGGAGGCUACAACUAAGAAAGACCAAGAGAUGAAAGCAGGGCCAGUGAGUUCUGCUAAGGUUGAGCUGGUGUUGAGCCCCAGUAAAGUGAGGAGCGCAGGUACCAUCACUGCAUCGUCGCCAUCAUCCAUUCAACCUCAGACUUCAGCUGCUGCCAGCACAGAAGAGAGCUCCGUCGUAGUGGAGGGAAACCCCGACAAUCCAUUUGGAGUUCGGCUGAGGAAGACGUCAGCUCUGCUGCGCUUCAGCUCGGAGGAGGAAACCACAGAGCCUCCCACGGAGCCACCAGCUCAGCCAACCAGCUGUAGAGUUGACUCCCCACAGCCAAUCAGUGUAAAGUCCUCCAUAAGUCAGCCAGUCAGCAACAAGCCGGCUCUCCCUAAGAAACCAGACGUACACGGAGACAGUGGAGUAAAAACCAAGCGCAUGUCAGACCCAGCUGCAGCUCGUGGUGUUCCUGGUGGAUCUGAUUCUCCCAGCUGGAUUUCUGUGGCCAAACAGAAACAGAAGAUCUAUAAGGAAAACUCUCUGGAUGAGAUUACUGUCAGGAAGGAGGAACAAGAGAGGAAGAGUUCACUGCCAAUGUAUGUCAGCUCAGCUGCAAGCAGGGAGCACAGCAGCAAAACUGCUCAGUCCUCCGGCAAAGUGAGUCCGAUGGAGAUCAGCAAACCUUCAGUGUCUGUAGAAAAGGAGGCCAGGCGGGCUCUCUCUCCUCCAACUCCAGUGCCACCUCAACCUUUCAAAUCCCAGUCGCUCUCCUGCCCUGUCCCUCCAAAACCCCAGCAUCCUCCUACCGCCGCCAAACACACACCACAACCCAGCUUGCCCCAAAGAUCCCUGUCACCCCCCACUCCCAUUCCUGUUGCCCAAAAAUCUCCCUCUUGCACAAGCCCGCCAUCUCCCACCAAAACUGCCACCUCAUCCAAGACACCCUCGCCACAGAGCACAACGCUUACCUCCCCUCCGUUUUCAUCAAGAACCGCCCCGGAAAAGUCUGGUUCAAGAGCUCCGGGGCUUUCCAGCCAGACCCCGUCCUCCCAGCGAGGCCUGCCUCCCCCAGCGUUGGCCCAGGACGAGCCUCCCUGGAUGGCCCUGGCCAAGAAGAAGGCCAAAGCCUGGAGUGAGAUGCCUCAGAUCGUCCAGUGACGGGCACAGGUGUCGGUAAUAUCUUGUACAUAGUCCCAAGUGGGUCCAAUCUGAACAGGGUUCGAAGUGGGCCUCGAGUCUGGAUGGACCAGAAUGCAUUUGCACACAAAAAGUUUUCUGUUGUUCUUCCUGGUUUCUGUCCUGACUUAAGUCUUCAGAUUGGUGCAAAGCCUCCAAUCACAGCUAAAGACAGGCUCAGUUUAACCCCUCCUUUCUUUACGUCCUUACGUCGUACAUUCGUGUUUUCUAAAUAACAGGGUAGGACCCCAAACAGUAAAGCGUCUUACUUGAAGUGGAUCCAUAUUUUUUCAACAGUCUUAGUAUGUUAAAAUGUGCCUGAUUAAGAGGAAAAACCUUCAGUCUCACAGCAGAAAAUCUACGUUUUUAUCUUAAGUAACUCAGAUGAUUCCACCAGAUAUCACUAAAUAUUUCAGGGAAGACAGAAUUGUUUUAUAAAGAGGAAACUUUAUUCACAGAAAGUUGGUUAAAAACCAUCAGUCUCAGUGUGUGUGUGUGCGUGUGUGUGUGUUUAUUUAAGGGCAGUGAUACAUGCUCACAUUUUGAGGGAAGUGGAAAAUAUUGUGACCAGAGGGUAAAAUGGGGGAACAUCCAAGUUAAGCUGGACAAGAAUUUGCUGAUCCAACUGCUGCUUGUCAUGAGUUUUGGUCAAAUAUGCUGAUCCUCAUUUCCUCAAAGUGCCAUCUGUGUAUCAGGUUCUUCAGGCAAAUAUAUUUCUUGUAACACGAUCCACUGACACCAAUCUAAUGUUUGUCGCGUUGGCGAGUGCUGAGUGUGUCCAACAUGUUCCAGGUUGUCAAUGUAAAUUUCAUUUUUAAUUUUCUCUUUUGAUAUUUUAAAUACAUAACUACACAGUGUUUGUUGGCAUCCUACAGAAAUCUGUCAUCUCCAAACAGUCAUUUGUUCGGGAAUCAAGGAAAACUCUCAUCACAUCGACUCUCAUGUGUUUGUAAUACUUCAGAGCAUCAUUAUGUUGGCAGCGUGUUGCAGGCGCUUAUCAAACACUUUCCAGGUAUAAGCAAACAUGUAAAUGAAACAGACAUCAACACACCGCUAAUUAAUCACUUGGAGUUUGGUUUGCUGCAGGAUCCAAAGCAUCACUAAAGGAAAGCACGGCUGAACGUUUUCUUUGUAUCAAUUAAAUGUAUCUAUCUCACAGUUACUAUACAUGUUUUAUGCAUUUUGUUUUAUUUUGUAUUGCCUUUUGAGAAUUUGUCUUGUACAUAAAAUGUGCAGUAAAGAACAA